Molecule: messenger RNA, 1531 nt
Organism: Argiope bruennichi
Lineage: Eukaryota; Metazoa; Arthropoda; Arachnida; Araneae; Araneidae
Product: UBA-like domain-containing protein 2
Exons: 3
Coding region: 248-646 (132 amino acids)
Molecular function (GO): protein binding
Source: RefSeq, a predicted model, not a curated record
UUGAUGGCAGUUUCGGUGCGCCUUUUUUUAUUUUUAUAAAUUUAUUCAUAAAUUUAAUUUUAGUAUAGUUUGUCACAAAAAAAUUUAAUCCUUUAACGAUCAUAAUACACAAGCAGUUCAAACACGGACGUGACGUCAAUGUAUGUGAUCACCAACCAGCCAUAGUGAAAACAUCAGCACGUUUACGGAUAUAUACUUUGUUGUAUAUUCCGUGUAACAACUUGUGUAAGUUGUUAAAUUUUUAAAUAUGGAAUCACUCAGGGAACAAGUAAUGAUUAAUCAAUUUGUGUUAGCUGCUGGCUGUGCAAGAGAUCAAGCAAAACAGCUCUUACAAGCCGCUCAUUGGCAAUUUGAGACGGCGCUUAGCAUUUUUUUUCAAGAAGCAACAGUGCCCAAUUGCCAUCAUGCUCAGAAUAAUCGGUUCAAUUCAGUGAACAUGAUCACUCCAGCAAAUACACCAGCCACACCUCCCAACUUCCCUGACACACUCAUGGCUUUCUCAAAAAUGUCUGCCAGUGAUAAAAUGUCUGGGAGCUCCUCUGGGCCCUUUUCCUACUCUACAUCCCCUCCUCUUAACAACAACAGCAAUCUUCAACAUCAGAGCGCCACCAUGGCAUCAUCGGGCCAUCCUCGUACACAACGAUAAGUACAACAACUACUCAGAAUCACUUGGUCAUAAGAUCAAUUCCUUCCUUGUGGAACUCUUCCCUUCAUGUGCUGUCAAGUUUAGCCCUUCAAAGAUAAAGGAACUAUGUAAUGUGAUAUGUGCCUGUUGGCCAACCAAAUGGCAGAGAGCAUACUUGCAAUAUUCUCUGAUGUUAGACCAUAUGUGAUGAAGGAUUUAAAAGAAUGUGUCAGAUGCAUUGGACAUACAUUCUGAAUAUGCAUAUGUGUGAUUUUGGACUGAGUGGUCUUAAUUCUGUGUAUAAGCAUGCUGUGUGGGUUUAUUUUAUCCAUAUAUCAAUUAUGCCCCUAUUCAGUGUUUGUGAUACUUUUCAAAACUUUACCUCAAUCCAUUCACAGUUUGAAUUUCAGGGGCCUAGUCAGCAAAAGCAUUGUUGAGUCACAUCCAAGACUGAUAGUGUUUGACUUACCUUCAUAUAUGUAUUCAACGUAGAUUUGUUGGGUUCUUCGUAUUGUCACCUAAGGAGCACAAAAAGAAAAUGAUGCACCUACAAAUCAAUCAAGUAUUUUCUUUUUUUGCAAGCUUUAAGUAGACAUGGGGGAAUCAACAUUUUUUUUUAAAGCUUAAUAAUGCAAUUGAAAUAAUAAGAUUCUGUAGAUCAUGUAAAAAAGGAGAAAGAAAUGGAUAUGAGUUUUGCAAAAAAAGAAAGAUGAACCUUGUUACAAAAAAUAUUGUAUAUUUUAUUUUUUAGCUUUUAUUCCUUUGUAGUGCUCCUUUUUAUAACUAAAUAUUCAACAGAUCUUUCUUUUUCCAGAAUUACUGGAAAUCUAUAAGUACAAGAAUGCUGUGUACUUGAAGAACUUUUUUCAAAUUUGUGUUAAAAUAAAUAACACAUUUUGAUUAUGA